UAAGCCGCGACAGGCGCGCCUAUCUGCGGGUGCCCGGCCGCCGACUCGUGUUGCACGGGUCCGAGCAGGAGUGUCCCGGCCGGCCCGGCACGGCAUGACCUUCAACCACCCCGCCAUGAUGCAGUCUUGCUUCGUCGGAUACCCCUUCCAAGGUCAGGGUCGGGUUAACCAGCUGGGCGGCGUCUUCAUCAACGGCCGGCCGCUUCCGAACCACAUCCGGAUGAAGAUCGUGGAGAUGGCGGCGGCGGGGGUGCGGCCGUGCGUCAUCUCCCGCCAGCUGCGCGUCUCGCACGGAUGCGUCUCCAAGAUACUCAACAGAUACCAGGAGACGGGCAGCAUAAGGCCGGGCGUGAUCGGCGGCUCCAAGCCACGCGUCACCACUCCCGAGGUGGAGAACAAGAUCGCCGACUACAAGAAGGAGAACCCGGGCGUCUUCAGCUGGGAGAUCAGGGACAGAUUGGUAAAGGAAGGUCUGUGCGACAAGACGACUGCGCCCUCCGUGAGCGCCAUCUCCCGGCUGCUGCGCGGCCGCGACGACGACGAACCCGUCAAGAAGAAAGAGGAGGAGGAGCUCUCCAAAUCUGACGGCGUCUCUGACGAGGACGAGGAGACGGAGCCGGGGCUGGCGCUGAAGCGGAAACAGCGACGCUCGCGCACCACCUUCACUGCCUACCAGCUGGACGAGCUGGAGAAGGCGUUCGAGCGCACCCAGUACCCGGACAUAUACACCCGCGAGGAGCUGGCGCAACGCACCAAGCUCACUGAGGCGCGCAUACAGGUGUGGUUCAGUAACCGUCGCGCGCGGCUGCGCAAGAUGAUGACCAGCCCCGGCUCGGUGUCCAACUUCCCCGGCGUCGGCCUGCCCAUGUCGUACUCCUCCGGCACCGGCGUCUGGGGCCUCUCCGAGCAUCCCUUCUCCUCGCCCGCCACUCAGGACUCGGGCUCUCUCUACUCGGGCGUCUCAUCGUCGGUGGCGCCGCGUAUGUCGUCCACCGCGCAGGCCAUGUCCAACCCGGCCGGCUACGCGCAGAGCCUGGGCUCGUACGCGCCGCACCCGUUCAGCCCGUCAGGCCAGCCGCUCUCGAGCCCGGGCCUGCCGGCACCGAGCGCCACGGCCGCCGUGGGCCGCCACCGCUAG
Molecule: messenger RNA, 1138 nt
Organism: Pollicipes pollicipes
Lineage: Eukaryota; Metazoa; Arthropoda; Thecostraca; Pollicipedomorpha; Pollicipedidae
Product: protein gooseberry-neuro
Exons: 8
Coding region: 95-1138 (347 amino acids)
Biological process (GO): anatomical structure development; regulation of transcription by RNA polymerase II
Molecular function (GO): DNA-binding transcription factor activity, RNA polymerase II-specific; RNA polymerase II cis-regulatory region sequence-specific DNA binding
Source: RefSeq, a predicted model, not a curated record